Eimeria acervulina is the source of this 5415-nucleotide messenger RNA. RefSeq names its product CAM kinase, CDPK family, putative. Gene Ontology annotation, cellular component: nucleus. The transcript is spliced from 9 exons. Lineage: Eukaryota; Apicomplexa; Conoidasida; Eucoccidiorida; Eimeriidae. The coding region runs from base 1 to 5415 and encodes 1804 amino acids. Gene Ontology annotation, molecular function: protein serine/threonine kinase activity; calcium ion binding; ATP binding. Gene Ontology annotation, biological process: mitotic DNA damage checkpoint signaling; protein phosphorylation. The record is from RefSeq and is a predicted model, not a curated record.
AUGGCUAUACAAACCGUGGCUGUCUCCCCCACCACAGAGAACCCCCAUGCCUCUCUCUCGGUGGCGGGGGCUUCGGGCUCAAACACCGACCCUGCAGACGCGAGGCUCAGCAGCAGCAGCAGAAGCAGAAGCAGCAGCAGCAGCAACCACAACGGCCACAGUAACAAGGCAACCAACUUCACGCAGCACCUGAGGGGCACAGCUGCAGCAGCAGCAGGCCCUGAGGAAGCAGGAGCCGGCGCAGCAACGGCAGCACCACCCCCUGCAGCAACAGCGACCCCUGCCGCCGCAGCUGCUGGCACAGGACCGUUGGCAGCAGCAGCAGACGAAGCAGGAGGGGCAACAGCAAAGGAAGCAGGAGGAGGAGGAGCAGCAGAUGAAGCAGGAGGAGGAGCAGCAAACGAAGCAGGAGGUGCAGCAGCAGACGAAGCAGGAGAAGGAGCAGCAGCAGAUGAAGCAGGAGGAGCAGCAGUAAACACUUCUGCUGCUGUAAGCCGGCAAGGAAGUGCUUUGGGGCGCUCUAGAAUUUCUGUUGAGGAGCUGCAGCGCCUUUAUGGGGCAUACAAACAAACAGACACCCAAGAAUGCACAUAUCCUCUGCGGGUCAUCCUUAGUUGCAAGGGACUACAUUCAGAAUUUCAUCCGGAGAGUGGGCUUUCGACAGGGUCAACGAGUAAGAUAUUUCAGCACUAUGUUCUGAAGCAGCGCAUUGGCUCGGGUUCUUGGGGUGAAGUAUUUGUGGCUAUUGAGAGACUCUCAGGCAUACAGCGGGCAGUAAAAAGGAUACCUAAGAGCACCCCACACGCAGUGGCGAUGGCUCGGGAGGAGGUGGCGCUGAUGAGGGAGAUGGACCAUCCGAAUAUUGUGAAGGUCUUUGAGUGCUACGACGACACUGCGUAUUUCUUCGUGGUGAUGGAGUUAUGCCGUGGGGGGGAGUUGUUUGAUGAAUUGGCUAAGAGCGCCAGCUGGGAGGGGCGCUGCUGUCUGCCAGGCAGCCGCCCCCGCCCUCGCUUCACGAGACAAGAGGCAGCACUUAUCAUGUACCAAGUCUUAUCUGCUGCGCACUGUUGCCACCAACACGGCAUAUGCCACAGGGAUAUAAAGCCUGAGAACUUCCUGCUGGCUGAGCCGGGCAGCCUGACGCUGAAGUUGGCAGACUUUGGUUUGGCUCGGCGCUUCUCUCGGCGCAGAAGUGUACCUAGGAGAGAGUCCUUCAUGGAUCUUGUUGAAGCAGCAGUUGCUGCAGCUACUCCUGCUGCUGCUCCCACCACGCCUUCUGUUGCAGGCUUUGCUGCCGGAGAUGCAACAGACGCCGCCGCCCAGGCAUUCAAAUCCCAACCACCUGAGGGCGGAUUGCCGCACCAGCAGCAGCAGCAGGAAGACGAAAAGAUGCUGCUGCAGUCGGUCGCCGGAACUGUUUGCUUCGCUGCUCCGGAGGUGCUGCGGCUGUCUGCAGAUCUUGUCAAGAAGACAGAGUCGAUGCAGCAGCAGCAGCAGCAAGGUGACACAGCAGCGCUGCAGCAGGAAACUCAAGUGGGGGAGCAGGCUGAGAGUUCGCAGCAGGAGCAGCAGCAGCAACAGCUGCAGCCUUCGGGCUACGACGGAGAACGAGCUGACGCCUGGAGCUGCGGCGUGAUGCUGUAUCUGCUUCUGUGUGGGGAGCUGCCUUUUGAUGGCCCCGACGAUGCAGCUGUUGCCUACAACGUUCUGCACGGGGAGCUAAAGUUUACGCAUCCUGUUUGGGCAGAGGUGUCUGAAGAGACCCUGGAGUUGGUGAUUGCCUUGUUAGAGCCAGACCCAAACUGGCGGCUGCUGGUGGGGGAGGCUCUAGGCAGCAGCUUCUUCAGCAGUUUGCUGCCGCUGCAUCUGCCGAUUCCAGCUGCAGCAGCAGAGGCAGCUGCAGCAGCUGAGCAGGCUGCACUUGUGCCGGGCACUGGUGGUGCUGCUGCUGCUUUUUCACCCUCUGGCACCUGCAGCAGCAGACGACACUCUACUCUCUUCCAGGUGUCUUCAUUUGCUUCCAGCAGCGCAGCAGACUCGUGGAUGUGUAGCUCUACGGCGACGCCUUCUAGGCGAAACCCCACGUGCUCCUUUGCAACAGCAACAGCAGCGUUGUCUUCAGUAGCAGCAGCGGCUGCUGCGGGGUUCGGGCUGCCUGAUGGUGCAGCAGCAACACUACCUGCGGCUCUGAGCUGUACAGACACCAAACAGACAGACACUGCUUCGCAGACCCCAUCGAAUGGUACCGCCAGCUUCUCCUGCCAAGGCACAGCAGCACCCACGUCCCCGGACAUCUCCCCAGCAGCAGCAACAACAGAAGCAGCAGCAGCAACAGAAGCGGCAGCAGCGACAGAAGCAGCAGCAGCAGCAGCAACCGAAGCAUCUGCAGCAACAGAAACAGUAGCAGCAGAAGCAGCAGCAGGUGAUAAGCGUCGUGGGGCAAAUGUCUCUGCGGCAGCCGCUGCAACGGCCCGCCUGCUGCAGCAGCGGCUGGCGGGGCUGCACCGAAUCGCUGAGACCUGUGCUGCUGUUGCUGCUGCUCCGACAGCAGCAGAAGUCUCUGCGUGUCUUGCUGCUCUCCCCUUUGGUCGGGGCCACUCAGCCGUGCCCAAGUGGCCGUGGGAGCAGAAGGUUGCUGCUACUGCUGCUGCUGCUGAAGGACCUGCUGCGAGCGACAAACGAACGGACGAUGCUGGGCAGCAGGAGCAACAGGAUCCGCAGCAGCGUCUGGGUCGGCAACAGCAGCAGCAGCAGCAGCAGCAGCAGCCACAGCAGCCACAGCAGCAGGCGAAGGCUGUGGGCUCUCGCACUCGGUUGAAUUUCCUGGAGGACAGCAGCUGUUAUUUGUGUUGGUGUUCACAUGCCUUCAUGGGGGAGCAAGGCAGCAUGAGCAGCAACAGCUGCUGCAGCGGCGAGCGCAGCAGCAACCAUAACAGCAGCAACCGCUCGUGCGCAACACUUUCACCUGCAGGAGACCGACUCGGGGGUAAGACCUGGUCGUGUGCUACAGGCUGCCUCUCUCACCCAGGCUGCGGGUCCCCAGACAGUUGCUGCUGCAGCAGAAGGCGCGUCAGCAACAGCUCGAACAACAGCAGCAGCCGCAACAUUUGCCUGAGGAGCCCCAACUACUCUAGCAGCAGAAACGCUCCUCCCCUGUCCUUAAGAAGAAGGCGAUAUAUGUUAACGGCGCGGGCUUUAGUGGGGUCUGUGGGCGGGAGAGUGCUGCAACGGCUCGACAGCAGCAGCUUCUGCGGCAGCAAAUCUAGCAGCAGAAGAGAGAGCAGCAACCCCACAGAUGCAACGCCUCUCAGCAACGGAGGGGACGUCUGGGUGCAUCAACGGCCACCCACGUCAUCGCCGUGCUCUUUAGUUUGCUCUCCAUUCGAUGCUGUUGGCUCUACUGCUGCUGCUGCUGCUGAGACGCCACCCACUGCAGCGGCCCUCGCUGGAGCAACCGCUGCUGCACUUACACUCGCUAUGCAAGAAGCUGCUGCAGCAGGAAGAGGGGGGCAAGCUGCGCGUCAGGGUGACCAGCCGCCGCCGCGCCAGCAGCAGCAGCAGCAGCGACUGCUUCAACAAGAUCUGCAGCAGGAUCUGCAGCAGGAUCUGCAGCAAGAGCUUGCGCCAGCCCCUUGGGGGGAGCUGGGUGAGACGCAGGUGCCUAGACAGCGCGAGCCCCACCUGCACAUUCCGAGGCGUGUGGCUCUUGCGUUGCACUGGCUGCAGGCCUUGACGCUAGCGAGCGACCCCAGCAGCAGCAGCAACAACAGCAACAGCAGCACCUGCUGCUGCGGCAGUGUUACAGGGCUAGAGGGGGUGGGGUGUCUGGCUUCCCUCUGGUCAGGACAGCAGUCGGAGCAGCUGCUAGAGCAGGAGGGUGAUUUCGUUUGUACACUGGGGCAGCAAGAGCUGCAUUUGCUGCAUUACACAGCUGCAGCAGAAGAGCUGCUGCGGCGGCUCCGUGCUGCAACACAGGGGCCGCUGUUGCGGCGGCAGGCGUUGCUGGCGCUUGCUGUUGCUGCUCGUGGCAGCUCCCCCCCGUCGCCGUGCCCAAGUGUGGGGCAGCAGCUGCUGCAGCUGCCGCAUGUGUGGGGCGACGCGUUUUUGAAUCGCUACAACAGCAGCGAGGGUGCCAGCUGCAGCAGCAGCAGAGCGGACUUUGCUUCUGCUGCAGCAGGAGUGGAAGCCAGCAGCUGCUGCUCCUGCAGAGGGGCCAGACCCCUCCCCGCUUGCUGCUGCCUCUGUCACUCAGCUUCGAACCCACGACAACUGUCGAGCUGCAGCAGCCAGCAGACGCUGGGGAUGCCGCGUGCAUGCAGCAGCAGCAGCAGCAGAUUGGUUGGCAGCAGUGCGCAGCUGCACUCCUCCAGCGUUGGCGACAUACGAAUCCAGCAGCAGCAGCAUUACCCGCACCAGCCCCAUUGGGCAGACGGCCACGGCGGCUCUCUGCGGUGCUUGAAGUCGAGCCCGUGCAUACCUGAGCUGCAUGCGAGCAGCAACAACAGCAGCAGCAGCAGCGGGAGGCUGCGGGGGGCCCGCAACGAGGCGAGUGAGGAGCUGCUGCGUGAGAGGCGGCUGCUGCAGCUGCUCUUUUUGUCUUUUGAUAAAGACGGAGACGGGCUGCUCUCUUAUAGAGACUUUGCUGAUGGCAUGCUCUCGCUGCUGCUGCUGGCUGCCAUCUUGGGCCAACUCGCGCUGCGGCCAGAGGAAGAUGCAGCACAAGAACAGGCAGCAGCAGCACUCGGAGUCGACACCCUUAUAACCCAGCAGCAGAAGCAGCAGCAGCAGCAGCAGGAGCAGCGCGAGCAGCAGGACGAGCAGCAGAAGCAACCGAAUGAACAACAGGCGCAGCCGCAACAGCAGGAGCAGAACGAGCGACCGCAGCAGAAGCAGCAGGAGCAGGACGAGCAGCCGCAGCGGCCGCAGCAGCCGCAGCAGCAGCAGCCGCAGCAGCAGCAGCAGCAGUCGCAGCAGGAGGAGGAGGACGUGUGGGUGCGGUGGGUGUUCCGGUGGCUAGUGCUUCAUUUUGAGUUGCUGCUGCUUGGAGCAGAAAUAGACGGAGACGGCAGCGGGGCGAUUGAGCUCUCUGAAUUUCUUGCGGCUACUCUAGACUCCUCUUUGCUAGCAGCACAGCCAUCCCUGCGCAAGGCGGCAGCAGCAGCAGAACCUGCAUUUUGUCUCUUUUUGUCUCCUUUUUUGUUUAUCUUCAGAGCAGCUUUUAGAAUGCUGGAUCGAUCGGGAGAUGGAGUGUUGGGGUUGGGGGAUUUGAAGGCCUGCGUCAAGGAGAAGUGUCUCAGUCGAGAAGACUCCGAGGCCCUCGAUCUUCAGCUGCAGGCAAUUUUGAGCGCUGGAGAUGUCGAUGGAGACGGCCGAGUGACACUCCAGGACUUCGAACAGUUCAUUCAAGGGCAGUAA